Molecule: messenger RNA, 1855 nt
Organism: Coturnix japonica (Japanese quail)
Lineage: Eukaryota; Metazoa; Chordata; Aves; Galliformes; Phasianidae
Gene: CPQ
Product: carboxypeptidase Q
Biological process (GO): thyroid hormone generation; proteolysis; peptide catabolic process
Molecular function (GO): metallodipeptidase activity
Source: RefSeq, a predicted model, not a curated record
CCUCUCCUCCUCCCCGUCGUCCCCGGCCGUCCUGGCGGAGGUGGGGGCCCUAUUGGCGCCGCUGGGGCUGCUCGGGGAAGGACAUCUGCGGAGAAGAAAAGAGAGAAAGAAUGAAGUACCUGUUGUUAAUAUUUUUCAUGAACUUAUUGCCACAAUGUGCUGGCAAGUCUUUGAGCAGAGAUGGCAGUUACCCAAAAACAUUUGAAGGCAUCAGAAAUGAGAUAGCUGGCUAUAAUGAUAUUGCUAAAGCUAUUAUUGAUCUUGCUGUUUAUGGAAAAGCUCAGAACAGAUCUUAUGAAAGAUUAGCUGUUUUUGCUGAUACCAUAGGACCUAGACUAAGUGGUUCAAAAAAUCUAGAUGCAGCCAUCAAGUAUAUGUACAGUGCCCUGCAGAAAGAUGGGCUGGAGAAUGUGCACCUAGAACCUGUGAAAGUACCUCACUGGGAAAGAGGAGAAGAGUUUGCCAUGAUGCUGGAACCAAGGAAUCACAGUAUUGGUAUUCUGGGACUUGGGAGCAGUGUUGCAACUCCUCCAGAAGGAAUUACAGCGGAAGUCAUCGUGGUAGCCUCAUUCGAUGAGCUGCACAGAAGAGCUCAAGAGGCCAAGGGGAAGAUCGUUGUCUACAACCAACCUUUCAUCAGUUAUGGUGAAACUGUGCGGUACAGAUCACUGGGAGCAGUGGAAGCUGCUAAGGUUGGAGCUGUGGCAUCCCUCAUUAGAUCCGUUGCUUCAUUUUCUAUUCAUAGCCCACAUACUGGCUGGCAGGACUAUCAGUCUGGUAUACCCCAGAUUCCCACUGCUUGCAUCUCUGUGGAAGAUGCUGAAAUGAUGUCACGGAUGUCUUUCCGAGGCACUAAGAUUGUUGUGUACCUGAAGAUGGGGGCCAGGACCUAUCCAGACUCUACUUCUUUUAACACAGUGGCAGAAAUAGUCGGAAGCAAAUACCCAGAGCAGAUUGUGCUGGUCAGUGGACAUCUGGACAGCUGGGAUGUUGGGCAGGGAGCUAUGGAUGAUGGCGGCGGAGCAUUUAUAUCAUGGGAAGCAUUAUCACUCAUUAAGGAUCUGGGACUUCGUCCAAAAAGAACUCUACGCUUGGUGCUCUGGACAGGAGAAGAACAAGGAGGAAUAGGUGCUGAGCAAUACUACCAAUUGCACAAGGAAAACAUCUCUAACUUCGAUAUCGUCAUGGAGUCUGAUGAGGGCACCUUCAAGCCAUCUGGGCUGGCUUUUACUGGGAAUGCCAAAGCUCGUGACAUCGUGAAAGAGAUCAUGGCUCUGCUACUGCCUAUCAACGUUACAGAAGUUUAUGACGCUGCAGAUGGAACAGACAUCAAUUUCUGGAUGAGGGACGGAGUGCCCGGUGCCAGCUUGCGUGAUGACCUCAGUAAAUACUUCUGGUUUCAUCAUUCUCAAGGGGACACGAUGACAGUUCAGGAUCCAAACCAGAUGAAUCUCUGUGCUGCUGUUUGGACUGUUGUCUCCUAUAUAAUUGCUGACAUGGAGGAGAUGCUGCCAAGGUAAUAAAGCGUCAAGAUAGAAGAUUUCUGUUCAUCAGUAAAGACUGUGAGUCCCCUAAUACAUGUGGUCUACAGCUGUGGGAAAUUCCUUUUUUCAACCUGAUUUUGCACAGUAUUUUGUCUGUUUUCUUCAAAGCAUGUACUCUCUUUUACACAUUCCUGGUUCUUUUUGCUGUUUUAAUAUCUUCCAUUUGUGAAUUUCCCUUUAAGUUUCCUGAAUACUUUAAAAAUUUCUGAUGAAAUGGUAUCUCUUUGGCAUGAUGAAGUAAUCAUUUGUAUGCAAACUGAUCCUUUGCAGCAGGAAAAAUACAACAAAAUAAAUUUGUCGCAUCAGAAUAA